This is a messenger RNA of Piliocolobus tephrosceles (Ugandan red Colobus), 914 nucleotides long. Its product is annotated as transient receptor potential cation channel subfamily V member 2-like. The transcript has 3 exons. The coding region runs from base 584 to 892 and encodes 102 amino acids. The record is from RefSeq and is a predicted model, not a curated record. Lineage: Eukaryota; Metazoa; Chordata; Mammalia; Primates; Cercopithecidae.
GAAUCCCCCAUCCAUGGCAGCUUCCAUGGGAGGCAAGGCCCCAGCAUCCAAGGGCUUCCUCUGAUUGUCACCCACCCCCACCUGAGACCUUAGUGGUUAGAUGGGGGAGGGGGGGCGGGGCCUGAUUCGCAGCAGGGUGUGUCCAGAUGGUCAGUCUCUGGUGGCUAGCCUGUCCUGACAGGGGAGAGUUAAGCUCCCACUCUCCACCGUGCUGGCUGGCCAGGUGGGCUAAGGGUGACCGAGAGACCAGAACCUGCUUGCUGGAGCUCAGUGCUCAGAGCUGGGGAGGGAGGUCCUGCGGCUCCUCCGCUGUCAGCGCCCACAGCCCCUCCCCACUUCACUUCCUCCCGCAGCCCCUGCCACCAAGAAGCUCCAGGAUCCCAGCAGCCGCCACACCCUGGCUUCAGCCUGCGCAGCUCCAGUCAGGCCAACACCGACCUGCAGCUGGGAGGAAGACAGGACCCUUGACAUCUCCAUCUCCACAGAGGUCCUGGCUGGACUGAGCAGCCUCCUCCUCCUAGGAUGACCGUACCCUCCAGCUCUCCAGUUUUCAGGCUGGGGACAUUAGACGGAGGCCAAGAAGAUGGCGCUGAGGUGGACGAAGCCGGCUUUGGGGAGCGGGCUGACUCCCAUGGAGUCACCGUUCCAGGGCGAGGACCGGAAAUUCACCCCUCAGAUAAAAGUGAAUCUCAAGUACAGAAAGGGAACAGGUGCCAGUCAGCCGGAUCCAAACCGAUUUGACCGAGAUCGGCUCUUCAAUGCCGUCUCCCGGGGUGUCCCCGAGGAUCUGGCUGGACUUCCAGAGUACCUGUGCGAGACCAACAAGUACCUCACCGACUCGGAAUACACAGGUAGACCCUGCCCUGUGCAUCCAAGGCUAGGCAUCGUGUGAGCUGAUAGUUAGGUGGGCUGGG